AUGCGCGAGACCGUGGGCGGUAACGCUGCGGACCGUUCUAGGACCUGCAGCGCACAAAAGGAGCUUCAAGAGCGGGGAGAGAUCAGAGUCAUCCAGCUGGGCUUUGACUUGGAUGCCCAUGGGAUUGUCUUCACAGAAGACUACAGGACCCGGGUGCUCAAGGCCUGUGAUGGCCGACCAUGCGCUGGGGCGGUGCAGAAGUUCCUGGCCUCAGUGCUCCCAGCCUCUGGGGACCUUAGUUUCCAGCAGGACCAGAUGACACAGACUUUCGGCUUCAGGGACCAGGAGAUCACGCACCUGGUGAAUGCUGGGGUCCUCACUGUCCGCGAUGCUGGAAGCUGGUGGCUGGCUGUGCCUGGCGCUGGGAGAUUCAUUAAGUACUUUGUUAAAGGGCGCCAGGCUGUUCUGAGCAUGGUGCGGAAGGCCAAGUACCGGGAGCUUGCCCUGUCAGAGCUCCUGGGCCGCAGGGCCCCUUCAGCAGUGCGGCUGGGUCUUGCUUACCAUGUGCACGACCUCAUUGGAGCCCAGCUGGUGGACUGUGUCCCCACCACUUCUGGAACUCUCCUUCGCCUGCCAGAUACAUGA
Molecule: messenger RNA, 585 nt
Organism: Mastomys coucha (southern multimammate mouse)
Lineage: Eukaryota; Metazoa; Chordata; Mammalia; Rodentia; Muridae
Gene: Whr1
Product: serine/threonine kinase 19
Exons: 6
Coding region: 1-585 (194 amino acids)
Biological process (GO): positive regulation of Ras protein signal transduction; protein phosphorylation
Molecular function (GO): protein serine/threonine kinase activity
Source: RefSeq, a predicted model, not a curated record